AUGAAGGAGAUUGGGGCAGAGAAGCGGCUGGGGGUGGUGGUGGUGGCGGCUGUUGCGGCGGAAGAGGGUGACACGGCAGCGGUGGCGACUGGUUUAGGACGGGGGUUGAGGGUGGUGGUGGUUGGAGGUGGCGCUGCUGGUGGCGGCGCAGUGGACGGCGAUCGCGGAAGGGGCAGCGGCGGUGGAGGGAGAAGAGGAGAGAGCAGAAGAAGAAAGAGGGGGAAGGAGGAAGGGGGUGGCAUGGCGGUGGGUUCUGGGUGGUCGGCGGGGGCGGUGGUGGCCGGUGGUGGUGGCUGGGUGGUGGUUGGGUGGUGGAGAGGAAGAGAGGGGGAAGAGGGUUUCAGGAGGGGGGUGGGGCACGACUGA
This is a messenger RNA of Arachis stenosperma, 366 nucleotides long. Its product is annotated as glycine-rich cell wall structural protein-like. The coding region runs from base 1 to 366 and encodes 121 amino acids. Lineage: Eukaryota; Viridiplantae; Streptophyta; Magnoliopsida; Fabales; Fabaceae. The record is from RefSeq and is a predicted model, not a curated record. The transcript has 2 exons.